This is a messenger RNA of Liolophura sinensis, 936 nucleotides long. RefSeq names its product type VI secretion system spike protein VgrG1b-like. The transcript has a single exon. Lineage: Eukaryota; Metazoa; Mollusca; Polyplacophora; Chitonida; Chitonidae. The record is from RefSeq and is a predicted model, not a curated record. Bases 1 to 936 code for a protein of 311 amino acids.
AUGACCCUUACUGGAAACCAUGAUAAGACCCUUACUGAGACCAAUGAUAUGACCCUUACUGGGAACCGUAAUAUGAUCCUGACUGGGAACAAUGAUAUGAUCCAUACUGGGACCAAUGAUAUGACCCAUACUGGGACCAAUGAUAUGAUCUUAACUGGGACCAGUGAUAUGACCCUUACUGGAAACCAUGAUAAGACCCUUACUGAGACCAAUGAUAUGACCCUUACUGGGAAUCAUGAUAUGACCCAUACUGGGACCAAUGAUAUGAUCUUAACUGGGGCCAAUGAUAUGACCCUUACUGGAAACCAUGAUAAGACCCUUACUGAGACCAAUGAUAUGACCCUUACUGGGAACCAUGAUAUGACCCAUACUGGGACCAAUGAUAUGAUCCUUACUGGGAACCAUUAUACGAUCCUUUCGUUGAACCAUGCUAUGAUCCUAGCUGGGAACCAUGAAACGACCCUUACUUGGAACCAUGAAAUGACCGUUAUUGGGAACCAUGAAAUGACCGUCACUGGGAACCAUGAUAUGACUCUUACUGGGAAUCAUGAUAUGACCGUUAUUGAGAUCUAUGAUAUGACCGUUACUGGGAACCAUGAAAUGACUGUCACUGGGAACCAUGAUAUAAUCCUAACUGGGAACCAUGAUAUGCCCGUUACUGGGAACCAUGAAAUGACCGUUACUGGGAACCAUGAAAUGAUUGUCACUGGGAGCUAUGAUAUGAUCCUAACUGGGAACCAUGAAAAGACCAUUAUUUGGAACCAUGAAAUGACCGUUAUUGGGAACCAUGAUAUGACCGUCACUGGGAACCAUGAUAUGACCGUUACUGGGAACCAUAAUAUGAUACUAACUGGGAACCAUGAUAUGAUACUAACUGGGAACCAUGAUAUGAACGUUACCGGGAAUCAUGAUAUGACCGUUACUGGGAAACCAUGA